CUACAAUAUCUCGAGGGGGAUAUAAAGUCGCUAACUGAAGCAGCGAUGAAGGCAUAGUUUUAUAUAUCUUUUGAUAUGACGCCGUUGCCAGUGGCAACUAAUCGCCAUUCGCCUCGUCCUCGCUGACCGUCUGCACGCACACACAAACUCGCGUGUAGUCGAUCGAAAGCACAAAAGCACCAGCUUCCCCGACGACUUUUCGUUCGAUUUCGAGGCAAAAACAAAAGAACAGCAGACAAAAACUCUCAAUAAUGGUGAGAAUACAGACAAUUGUUGAGCGUCAAUAGAAAGAGACGAUAAGAAAACAACGAACGAUCGGUCAAUAUGACAAUGAACUCGUUACCCGUUGGCACGAAUGACAGCGGUUCCGGCGGCGGUGCCAAUUCGUCCAACAACGUCGUCAUCUUCGACGUGUCGAAAAACGAGAGGAAGCUGAACGAGGACUUCAAGACUCUGCAGCGUAAAUUAAAACCCAAAUGGAAAAUUAUCGAAAACACAGACGUCCUGAGCACGGAAUUUCUGUCUACCGGAAAAGUGCUACUCCUGGCCGGCCCAAGGAGCAAAUUUACCGAGCUGGAGAUGAAUUCCAUCCGGGCGUUCAUCAACUCGGGUGGAAACGUCCUGGUUAUGCUCGGCGAGGGAGGAGAAAAGAAAUUCAAUACCAACAUCAACUUUCUGUUGGAGGAAUUCGGAAUCAUGAUAAAUAACGACUGCGUCGUGAGAAUGAAUUAUCAUCAAACUUUGCACCCCAAGGAGUGCACAAUUGCCAAAGGCCUAUCGAACAAAUCGGUUUUCUCAAAGAAUCGCGACGACAAAGACUCGAAAUUUUUGUACCCGUACGGGGCGACGUUGAACGUCGUCAAGCCGUCGAUCGUCGCGCUGUCGAGCGGCAGCAUCACGGUGCCGACGAAUCGGCCGAUCUGCGCCUACUACUCGUCGAGGUCGACCUCCGGCAAGCUCGUCGUGCUGGGCUCGUUCAAGAUGCUCAGCGACGCCUACAUCGACAAGGAGAGGAACGACGCGCUGCGCGACAUGAUCUUCGGCUUCUUCGAGGCCGAGCCGAUCGAGACGUCGGAGAUGCACGGCGACGACGCCGACUACUGGGAGUACAACUUUGUGCCGGACGUGACGCAGCAGGCCGAGCGACCCCGCGUCUGCACCCAAGACCUCGAGAGCGUCGACAUGCCGCGCGAGUACACGAAGCUCUUCAAGCACGACCUGUACUCGAUCAAUCUCGACAUGGUGCCGGCCAGCCUCAAGGCCUACGACGAUCUCGACGUCAAACACGAGCCGCUCAGCCUGAUCGCGCCCAACUUCGAGACGCCGCUGCCCGCCACCCAGCCCUCGGUGUUCCCGCCUACCUUUCAGGAGCUGCCGCCGCCAGCACUCGAGCUGUACGACCUCGACGAGGCCUUCAGCUCGAAUCUGCUCAAGCUGUCGCACCUCACCAACAAGUACAUGGCCGGCGAGGACUCGGCCAGCGAGAAGGAGCUCGACUUUUACGUGCGCGAGUUCGGCGCCAUAAUGCGAAUAAACGAGGCCGAGACCACGCCGACGGCUCGGCAGAUUCUCAACAGCGUCUUUUUGAAGAUAAGCACCUGCAAGUCCUUCCGCAACUGAGAGAGCAGAAAAACCCAUGUAUUUUUAAGGAUCGCCUGCAGUGUCUCGAUGCCAAAGUCGUGACACCUGCGACAUCCUGCAACUUGUUGAAUAUGUCUAUUCUAUCAUUUACAAUUUUAAUAAAAAAUAAUA
This is a messenger RNA of Trichogramma pretiosum, 1752 nucleotides long. RefSeq names its product intraflagellar transport protein 52 homolog (gene IFT52). The transcript has 5 exons. Gene Ontology annotation, biological process: intraciliary transport; cilium assembly. The record is from RefSeq and is a predicted model, not a curated record. The coding region runs from base 325 to 1620 and encodes 431 amino acids. Lineage: Eukaryota; Metazoa; Arthropoda; Insecta; Hymenoptera; Trichogrammatidae. Gene Ontology annotation, cellular component: centriole; cilium; intraciliary transport particle B.